Molecule: messenger RNA, 2540 nt
Organism: Owenia fusiformis
Lineage: Eukaryota; Metazoa; Annelida; Polychaeta; Sabellida; Oweniidae
Source: the annotation of a GenBank genome assembly
UCUCACCUUAGGAGUACUUGUACAUCGUUGACACUACGGGAUCUUGCUAUCAUUGAAAAAAGCCAUGGCAACAUCUAUGCUUGGGGAGCACCCACAUUUUGGCGGCACUCCUCUCGCUAUGCUAGCGGCACAGUGCAGUAAGAUAACGAACAAGAGCCCGCCACCACUGGCUGAUGCAACGGUCGGGAAAGGAUUCCAUCCGUGGAAGAAGCCUGAUCCAUCUCCGCCAGCGCCAGGACUGACGUUAGCGUCACAACGGGUACCGACGUUAAACGCAAAUAUGAAUUUUACGACAGGAUCUAUGACUUAUCCCCGCACAACAGCAGUGACGUCAUCGUGCGCAAGUUCUUACGGUUCGGACAUUUUCUAUCCAUCCACAUCGAGCACAGGUCAAGUGGAGACAAGUCAGUCACUAUUACAGAAAGUUCAUGGUGAACCUGGAAUCAGUAAUCCGGCGUACUCUAGCGUCUAUUCCAGAGUACCAGGGACUAAUCCAUUUGAAUCCUGGCCAUACGCUUCGGCCACUGGAUCACAUCCACCCAGUAUUAAGCCAGAAGUUAGCGUAAAUACACCGUCAACUUGGUGGGACAUUCACGCAGCGCCAAAUAACUGGCUCUCAGAGGUUCAAAACUCGGCGGCGGCUGCAAAUGGUCUCCACCCUCAGAUCUCAUCUAACUACCCAAGCACGGACUCUUUGGGGCACCCUUUGGGCCAUGCCCUUAGCUCAAAUCCUAGCCCAUUCUCAAUAUCUUCGGCAGGUGGGCAACUGCUACAGGACACUUAUAAAUCUAUAUUGCCAACUCAAAACGACCCACUUGGUGCUGGCUCCGUCACUUCGCCAUUCUUACCCCGGGGAGGCCUCCCUGGUUUACCAAGCCCCCGAUCCUCACGACGCUACACGGGACGGGCGACAUGUGACUGCCCGAACUGUGUGGAAGCAGACCGACUAGGGCCUGCUGGUGCUCAUUUACGUAAACGCAACGUUCACAGUUGCCACAUACCAGGGUGUGGGAAGGUUUACAACAAAUCGUCACAUCUAAAAGCUCAUCUGCGUUGGCAUACCGGUGAAAGACCGUUUGUAUGUAAUUGGUUGUUCUGCGGAAAACGAUUUACUCGCUCGGAUGAACUGCAACGUCACUUACGGACUCAUACGGGUGAGAAGCGUUUCGCUUGUCCCGUUUGUAACAAACGCUUCAUGCGUAGCGACCACCUCGCCAAGCACGUGAAAACACACAGCGACCAAAAAGAGGGUAAGGAAAGUGACUCUGAAAAUAGUAACAAUAAUAGUAUCAAUAGUGUCAAUCAAGACAUUGCUUCACCAACGACACCCUUGUCUCAUCUAAAAGCGGACAAUCAGAACCAACAUAACCCACAAGUAAAAUAAACAAGUGACGUCAUUCAGAGACACAGAAACCACAAACCAUAGUUUAUACAUGGCACCCCUCAUUUAUUACGACAAGAGCAUAAUUUCAAAACGUUAAUAACUGUCAGUUCAGUAUUUCGUCAUAAUGGGCAGCUGUUAUCUUUAAAUCGAAAUUUACGAUAUGGUAUCCCCAAUAUAUUGUCUCAUAUAAAGUCCCAACGUUUGCACAUCAGAUAUCAAAAUAUAUUAUCAGUAUUCUUAAAUAUUGUACAUGUAAUUAUAUACUCAGUGAAGUCUCUCUCAAUCUGUUUUGUAUUUUGCCAACUUUGUAAAUAUUGUAACUUUUGUAAGAUUUGUAAAUAAUAUUGGUGCUGUUAUUUUUGUAUUUGCAUAUAUUAUUGUUAACCUGCAGUCUCUUUUUUACUAAUGUCGAUUAUUUAAAAACAAUAUAAUUCAAGAACGUUGUGUUCAGGUUUAUUUUCUGUAUUUCAGAAUAUUUGUUUACAAAAAUGUUCGCCACUCAAUAACGGAUAACAUAACAUGUAUCAAACUUUAAUUGGUCCUUGCGUUUUUUUGUUCAUAAAAUGUACAUUCAUUUUAGAGAAGUGUUCAAAGUGAGAGGGUUUACUGCAUUUUAGCUUAUGAGAAUGCUUUUCUGCGGGAAUAACAUGUUUCAUAAGUUAUGUUUGUAGACAGAUAUGAAGACUGUUAUUUGACAUAUUAAUUGUCACUUAUUCGCCCAUCUAUGGCUAUUUAAACACAAUAUUAAGUUUUUUUUUUCAUUAAAUAUUGGUUGAUAGUUAGCUAAAUACAAACAAACAUGUUUCAAGUUUCUUAUAAAUAGUCCCAAAAUAUUUAUUUGCACAAAUUGAAGUUUUGAGUAUUUUUCACGCAAAAUGCUUGCGUGUUAUUGUUUGACUGAUUUAUAUUUUUGUUUGUAUAUCUAUGUUCAUGUAUGAGCAAAAGGUUUUGUAAAAUAAUCGUAAAGAACAUAAUUUAUUAACGGAUAGUUACGUCUACCACUGCAUGUUCGGUCGGGGUGUGAGCUAGAUUUAGCAGGGAACACGUUCUCUCCGUGCUCACCUACAGAUGUCGUUAUCUGACUACGAUGACAUAGUGUCUCUACUUUCUGUACAACUAAGUUAUCAUGUUUUGAAAAUAAAAUAAUGUAAUCAUA